Molecule: messenger RNA, 1872 nt
Organism: Halichondria panicea
Lineage: Eukaryota; Metazoa; Porifera; Demospongiae; Suberitida; Halichondriidae
Product: mucin-5AC-like
Exons: 5
Coding region: 114-1853 (579 amino acids)
Source: RefSeq, a predicted model, not a curated record
AUGAUUGUUUAGAUUGCAUUCCACAUCUAUAAAGAGAGAGAUAGGUGAAUUUUCGAACAAGUAGACUAUAGUAAACUGACUGAUCUGCAAAUGUUACAAGAUAGAUCUACAAGAUGAGAUGCACACUUUCUAUAAUUUCAUGUAUUUUGUUGGUGCUCCAGCAGCUGGUAUCUGGACAGCAGUGUACAGUCGGUCGUGUGGGCAGUACAAGGACUGGUACAAUGGGGAAUAGAGCAGCAAACGAGUUCUACAUUGAUCGUGGUAAUCGUGCUGGAUGUGCUGGGAUGAUCACCUCACUCUCUUACUGUUUCCAUCGACCUCCAGGAAAUCUUCCAGCUGCUAACGAGUACUUGACUACAGUUGCUGUGUACAGACCAGCGAGUACCAAUGCAAAUGAGAAUGUUUUUACUGCUGUUUCUUCACCUAUCACAAUACAAAAGCCAGUUGUAGAGUUUCAAACUGAAUUAAAUACUGCUACUGAUACAAACUUUGCCUGCUCUGUAUUUAAUCUACCGCAACCAGUACCCAUGGCGACUGGUGAUGUUCUUGGGGCAUGUGUGUUUGACUCCCCUGACACUACAAGUGGUGUUACUACUUACCGGCUUGAUAUAGUCAGUAGAGCUGCUUCCGAUAGUGAAGAUCUUGUGAGAACAAACACAGAUCCCAGUAGCCCUGUUGGCUGCAGUGCCACUACUGUGCCAAGUUCCUUUGAUGGAGGCGCAUCUGGUACUGGUUCUAGCAGUUCAAGGUCCCUUCACCUCUGGGCAAACAUAGAAGUGGUUACAACUGAAGCACCUACAAUGGGAGCAACUACCAUGGAAGCGACUACUAUGGAAGCGACUACCAUGGAAGCGACUACCAUGGAAGCGACUACUAUGGAAACUACUACCAUGGAAGCGACUACCAUGGAAGCGACUACCAUGGAAGUGACUACGAUGGAAACGACUACCAUGGAAGCGACUACCAUGGAAGUGACUACGAUGGAAGCGACUACCAUGGAAGCGACUACCAUGGAAGCGACUACCAUGGAAACGACUACCAUGGAAGCGACCAUGGAAGCAACUACAAUGGAAGCGACUAAACCUUCUACAACUACGCCUGAACAGACUGCAAACACCAACACUCCUGAAGACGGCACAACUGACAUGACCACAGCGGGUGGUCCACUGAUGACUGAGGGAGACUCUACUACUGCAACCACAAACCGAGGAACAACGAGCAACCCUGAUGCCACCACUGCACAACCCAUUGGUGGUGGGGGAGGUGGUUCUAACGUAGCAACCAUUGCCAUUGCUGUGGUAGUUGUACUCAUUGUUGUGAUUGCUUUAGUUGCCAUACUAAUACUUGUGUUGUUAAGGCGACGAUCGAAAGCAUUGCACUCAAUAAAAAACAAUGAAGUACAUGACAAAUCUGGGAAAGAAACUGCUGUUGACUUGAAGUCCAAUGAAGCUUACGGUAUUCAUGGACAAUCAUCAACAACUCAACAACCCAAUGAUGUGACUUAUGAGGAAGUGCCAGGACCUAUACACUACAACGAUCCUUGUCAGCCGAUACCUUUGGAAAACAUUGAAGCUUACAGAGUACACAAAUCUGCACAAAUGGCUGAAACAUGCUCACAAGAAGUUGACCUGAAGUCCAACGAGGCGUAUGGUGUGAGAGGAGAGGUGCAAGUUGCUGCCAUUAAUGGGACCACUGAUGCAGUGUACUAUAGUGUCAUUGACUCGCCUGGUCAGCAAUCUGGAGAAGCAGCCAGGAGAACUAAAAUUCAAAUGGACAGCAAUGAAGCAUAUGGAACAUCUGAGAGAGAUAGACAAACAGAGGAAACUCUUGACUAUGAUUACGCUAUCCUGUAAAUAAUUUUUUGCAAUUAAG